This is a messenger RNA of Strongylus vulgaris, 231 nucleotides long. NCBI's taxonomy places the organism in Eukaryota, Metazoa, Nematoda, Chromadorea, Rhabditida, Strongylidae. The record is from the annotation of a GenBank genome assembly.
AUGUCAUUGCCGAUCAUCAAGAGGAUGUCCAUCAUUCCCAGCAAUAACCGAAGCGAUUCAUGUUUUUUUCCCGAUUUGCUGAUGGGUUUAGCUGGUUUCGGAUGGGAACCGAUUAUAGCAGAGAAGUUUGGACAAGAUACAAAAGAAGGAGAACGGCGUCACGCUCAUUAUAUCCAAACAAAAAUACGAAAACCGUUCAAUGAACUAAAGGGAAUGGGAAUGGACGGCUAA